Messenger RNA from Trichoplax adhaerens, 1329 nucleotides. RefSeq lists its product as uncharacterized. Gene Ontology annotation, molecular function: ATP binding; protein serine/threonine kinase activity. Lineage: Eukaryota; Metazoa; Placozoa; Uniplacotomia; Trichoplacea; Trichoplacidae. Gene Ontology annotation, biological process: hippo signaling; positive regulation of apoptotic process; peptidyl-serine phosphorylation. The record is from RefSeq and is a predicted model, not a curated record. Bases 1 to 1329 code for a protein of 442 amino acids. The transcript is spliced from 2 exons.
AUGCCACCGAAUGAUGAUAGUACUCGUACAUUGGUGCCGCAAUCACCAGCACACGCUAAGAAAUUAAGAGGAAGAUUUAACUUCCCUCCAGAUGUAACCAAAAAAUACUUAGAGACAAUGUAUCGUAAAACCCUUAUGUACAAAGAUGAACGUGAAAAGAGACAACAAAAACUUGAAGAAGAAUUGGAAAAAAGUACUCUUGCAGAAAAAGACAAAUCACAGUUCCGAAAAGCAUUAUUGCAACAUGAAACCAACCUACUGCGAGGCAAACGAUCUAAAGUUACCAUGGAUAAUUUUAUAGUAAUUUCUGGUCUUGGUUGCGGUGCUUAUGGCCAAGUCUAUUUAGUUCAGCAUAAAAGCAAUAAAAAACACUUUGCUAUGAAAGCGAUCAAGAAAGACAACGUUAUCAACGAAAAGGAAUUACAACGAAUUCGUAUCGAGCGUGAUAUUAUGAUUGCUGCUGAAGAUUGUCAACCGUGGAUUGUGAAAAUGGAAUGUUGCUUCCAAGAUUCCAAAAAUUUAUUCUUCAUUAUGGAGUAUAUGGUAGGUGGAGAUUUACUCAAUUUACUUAUUAAGGAAGGAGUGUUCAAAGAAGAGACGGCCAUAUUUUAUAUUGCCGAAUUAGUAAAUGCUGUGGAAUGGAUUCAUAGCUGUGGUUUUGUACAUCGUGAUAUUAAACCUGACAACGUACUGAUCGACGGUCGUGGUCAUAUCAAAGUCGCUGAUUUUGGAUUGGCAUCAAGUUACAAAUAUCUUGGUAACGACGAUAGCCCGCAGGGUCGCAAUUUUAAUGCCCAAAAUCAAGGCAAAAAAUCCUAUCACCGCUAUCAUAGUGUUGUAGGUACGCCAAAUUACAUUGCUCCCGAAGUUUUACAAGCACAAGAAAUCUCCCGUGCUUGUGACAUUUGGAGUAUCGGUGUAAUAUUAUACGAAAUGGUUUAUGGUAAACCGCCAUUUUAUAGCAAAAAUGUAGAAGAAGUGCCAGCAAAUAUAAGAAAUUGGCGUCAAACUUUGGAAUUUCCGCCGAAGAAAGCCUCAGACCAAUGCAAAGAACUAAUUCAGAAGCUAAUUUGCGACAAAGAAUAUCGAUUAACAAUACCUGAAAUUAAAGAACAUGGCUUAUUUAAAAAAAUAGACUUUGACACUAUACGAGAAUUAGAAGCUCCAAUAAAACCUACAUUUGAUACAGAAGGCGAUACUCGUAAUUUUGAUGCGCAAGCAAUACAAGAAGUGAGUAAUUUUGAUUUUUCUAGCGAAAACAAAAGUGAAUACAUCACUAGAAAAUAUAUGAAUUUCACGUAUGUUAGUAAUCGUGGCCAUUUCUCUUGA